Molecule: messenger RNA, 1455 nt
Organism: Colletotrichum destructivum
Lineage: Eukaryota; Fungi; Ascomycota; Sordariomycetes; Glomerellales; Glomerellaceae
Exons: 4
Coding region: 1-1455 (484 amino acids)
Source: RefSeq, a predicted model, not a curated record
AUGGCGACGAAGUCACUCCCCAAAGACGGCAUCUUUUGUUGUGAGAUGCCGCACCCUCUGGGCUUUGUAACAACACCCCCGCCCGUCAUUCGUCCGGGAACCAUUGUCGUCGCCGCGGCAGCCCCGGACGUCGAGAAGGGACACCCCGACCAAGAUGGGUGGCUUCUUUCCGACUUUUACGCCUUCAACUAUUUGCCAAAGGGCGUCGGUGGGAAUCAAGCCUGGCUGACAGCAGCUGAUCCUCUCAAACUCACCCAGGCCGGUCCUCACACUGGCCGCUAUCUGCACGGGAAUCCUUCCCGAGAUAGAAAGAUUGUUCUGAGCAAAAAGCUGCUCGACGCAAACGAGCUUACUCCCGUCGUACUUGUGCGCUCGGACAUGACCUCCCGCUUCCUUGAAGAAGUCCAUGCCGCAUCGAGACGAGCGGUGAAGAAUCAAGUCUCUCUUCUCCUCUCGGGCUUCUGCCACACUCCGGGCACCAUCGCGAAAACCUGUCACACGACUCUGUACUCGACUGCUUGUUACUCCGGCGGGUGGAUCGUGAGAGAUCUGACCCAUCCAGAGCGCAUGCCUCUGGACGAUACUAUGCUGGAUACCGCUAAGCCGAAGGCCAUGUUCGAUGCCUGGCAAAAUUCACCUUCUAUCAUUCGUGCCUGCGGAUCCAUCUUCGCCAACGCAGUCAUCGACACACUUACAUCCUUAACGAGCCCGCUUCUCGAAAGUGGCGAUCGUGAUGGUAAGCUGAGCGUCGACAAGGAUGAUGAACAACAGUCAGAAGCGUAUCAGAGCUUUUGUCACUCCGUCCUCGAUAUUCGCUCAGGCCACAGCCGUCAUUUCGCUCAUCUGUCGUCAUUAACAAUCAACGCCCCAGAUGACCAGUGGGAUUGGAACUGGACUCAGCGGUCCGGUAUUCUCUUGACGUGUCCCGGAGACUGGAACUCCGGCUGGGGACCGCUCACGCGCGGCUGUCUCCGAGCAUUUGUCGCCGGAAACACGACCCCAGACCCGGACAUCGACGUUGCCGCGAUGAUGGCAUUUCGUUGGGGGGUGAGCCUGUUGGCAGACUGCACGGUCCGCUAUUUCAACCUGGCGGCACCGAACAACGAGCCUUGCAUCAUGUGGGACAGCGCCGCGUGGACGUGUAAGGCGCCGGCCAUCAUCCCGGAUUACGAGGAAAGGCACGAGGACGCCUGGAGCGCUCUCCGCAACGCCGGGGUCGAAGCUGACCCGUCCGAUGUCCAGGGCCCCCCCUUCGGUCGAUUCGCAGAGUAUCUGACCGUUGCAGUGUCGAAUCUCUCGAGAGAAGCUUCCUUGAGUGUGACCGGAGAGAUGGGCGAGUUUAUGCAGAGAAUCAGACAGUUCAGCAUGGAACGCAAUCUCGAGGCCGCUAUUUGCAGCGACAGCGUGAUUGCAAAGGGCUGCGAGCUGUGGGAGAUUCUUGGAAGUGGAACCUGA